UCCUUCCCUUAGUCUCGCAUCAGCGCACACACCCUCGCUCAUUCUCACAGAACUUUUUUUCACCGUCUCGCUCUUUUAAUGAUUUUGAGAGAGAGGGGAGACGCAUUUGGAGGGUGUCUGAAAUGCAGGAGCUCCACAGAUGCCUGAGACCUGCGGAGAGAUAGGAGACUCACCCUGCUUGGAAAAGAUUGAGAAAACCAAAAAAGAGAAGGACUGCAACAAACGUAUACGCCUCAAUAUUCCCUCAUAACCACUACAGGACGCUGGAGUUUGUGGCGUUAUCAUGGUGACACUAAGAAUUACAUUGACUUUAAGGUUCACCUUACUACUCCUGUACUGGUCAUGCUGUACUGGUUGGCCGGGCCAGGCUCAGCAGUCGUCCCUGCGGGGUUUGCGUCAGGCGGCCCAAACCCGGCAAAACCUCUCUGAGAGCAUGGAGAGCAAAGUGGAACGUCUCGGCCAGGUCUUCCGAAGGAACGUGCGUCUUCUUCGGGAACGGGGAGGCUGUCUGGAUCUGGUCUUCCUCGUGGACGAGUCGUCCAGUGUGGGAGCUUCCAACUUUGGGAGCGAGCUGCGAUUCGUGCGGAAGCUGCUGUCAGAUUUUCCGGUGGCACCGGAGGCAACACGUGUAGCGCUGGUGACAUUUAGUUCCAAGAGUCAUGUGGUUACAAGAGUGGACUAUGUGUCUGCACCCAAAGCCCACCAACACAAGUGCUCGCUCUUCAGCAAAGAGAUCCCCUCCAUCACCUACAGAGGAGGUGGCACCUACACCAGGGGGGCCUUCCAGCGUGCAGCGCAAAUUCUGAGGCAGUCGCGUGAGAACGCCACGAAGGCGAUCUUCCUCAUCACUGACGGUUACUCAAACGGCGGAGACCCGCGGCCGGCGGCGGCGGCGCUGAGGGAGAGAGGCGUGGAGAUUUUCACGCUGGGCAUCUGGCAGGGGAACAUACGCGAGCUACACGACAUGGCCUCGCACCCCAAGGAUCAGCACUGCUACUUAGUGCACAACUUCGCUGAGUUUGAAGCGCUGGCUCGACGCGCCCUUCACGAAGAUCUUCCAACUGGAAGUUAUAUUCAGGAGGAUCUGGCCCAGUGUUCAUCAUUGUGCGAAGAGGGAAAGGACUGUUGUGACAUAAUGGCCAGCUGUAAAUGCGGUACACAUACAGGACAGUACGAUUGUGUGUGUGAGAAAGGAUAUUACGGAAAAGGACUUCAACAUGAGUGCACAGCUUGUCCAUCUGGCACAUAUAAACCUGAAGCAGUUACUGGAGGUGUGAGUACCUGCCUUCCUUGCCCCGGCCCUCAUCACACAUCCAGACCUGAGAGUACAGAUGUAUCAGACUGUGUGUGUAUGGAAGGCUACAGACCACACAACAACAUAUGCCAAGCGGUGGUCUGUCCGGUUCUCUCUCCUCCAGAGAAUGGCUUCUUCAUCCAGAAUGUGUGUAAUAAUCAGUUUAACUCUGCAUGUGGGGUGCGCUGUGUCACAGGCUUUGACCUGCAGGGAGACGGAAUCAGACUCUGUCAGCCAGAUGGGACCUGGUCAGGAGUUCAGCCGAGCUGCAGAGUUCGCUCUUGCCCAGAUCUCUCUCCUACGCGUCGUGGGGUACUGAACUGCAGUGAGCGGACCACCCCCUAUAGGCUGGAGUGUUUGGUGCGCUGUGAACAGGGCUAUAGGCUGCAGGGCAGAGCUAGACUCACCUGUCUGGCCAACUCGCAGUGGAGUGGACCACAGCCCCGGUGUGUCGAGGUGCGCUGUCCUCCGAUUGUUACUUUGAAGCAUAUCAGUUUGUCACCCCCUGCCUGUGGGGAGAAUGAGGUCAGGACCGGAGCGUCGUGUCAGUUAACCUGUCCUCGUGGUUACAGUCUCAUCAGUAACUCUGAAGUCAGAUGUCUGCCUUCUGGAAACUGGAGUGACAAUCUACAUAAAGCAACCUGUAAAGAUAUAGAACCUCCAUGGAUUCAGUGUCCUGGUGAUGUCAUCACAGAGACAGAUGAACAUCAGAGGUCAGCUAACAUCAGUUUGAGUGCACCCAUGCUUGGGGACAAUUCUGGAGAUGAGGUUGUGGUGCAGGUGACCCCUGUUCUAAACCCCAUGCAGCCUUUCCCUGUAGGAACUGAGUUCAUAACAUACACAGCAACCGACCGCACAGGAAACAAGGCCAACUGCUCUUUCACUGUUACUGUAGUUGAUACGGAACCCCCCUUGAUUGACAGGUGUCGAUCUCCACCCACCGUUAAAACCACUGGGAAAAAAACUGCAGUAUACUGGGAAGAACCUCAGUUUUCAGACAAUUCUGGAGCCUAUCUGAAUAGCUCUAGUACUCACUCAUCUGGAGAUGUAUUUCCUGUUGGAGAAACUUUAGUGUACUACACAGCUACAGACCCUUCUGGAAACAACCGUACCUGUGAACUCAUCAUUACCGUACAAGGUUCAACCUGUGAGAAGCCAUUCGUGCCAGUGAAUGGGGAUUUCUCAUGUGCCAAGACAGAGGAAGGAACAAACUGCUCUCUGAUAUGCAGACAGGGUUACAGUCUCACACAUGAUGCCGUGCACAGCUACUUUUGUGCCAAUAAUGGAAUCUGGGAGCCGCCCCGCUCACCAGACAGACCUGAUUGCUCCCUGAACAGAAUUGCAAACAAUGGCUUUAAACCCUUUGAGAUGCUAUUUAAAGCAUCCCACUGUGAUGACCUUGACUUGCUAAAGUCCUUCACGGGGGAGUUUUCAACUGUUCUUAAAGAUAUGGUUCCUAAAAUCUGCGGUGGAGAUAAUGUUACCUGCAAACUGGAAAUGACUUUACCUGGACAGUGUCUGGAGUAUAACUAUGAUUAUCCAAAUGGAUUUGCUAUUGGUGCUGGAGGAUGGGGCAGUAAUUGGGGCUCUCAAAAUGGCCAGGACUACGCAUAUUUUGACACUGGUUUUGCUCCAGAGCACCACUUGCAGCAAGAUGGUUCAUCACAGCAUGGCUAUCACAUGAGGACCAAACGCCAUCGUAAAAUCACUGGCCCUACCAGAGAGCAAAAGAUACAAAUUCAUUUCAACAUCACAGCAAGCAUCCCACUGCCCUUGUCGAGGAAUGACUCAGCGGAAAUAGUCAAUCAAAGACGUUUGCUGAGGGCACUUGAGCAGCUGACCAAUCGGCUUAAGCGGACACUGAGCAAGCAACCGUUCUCUACCUUCCAUGUGUCGUCAGAGAUGAUCGUAGCGGACCCCAAAUCCUUGGAAAGUAAAAAAAAAGCAACGCUGUACUGCCGGCCAGGGUCUGUUCUCAAAGGCAGGGUGUGUGUGCAAUGCCCAGUAGGGACGUAUUUCUCCCUGGAGUAUGGCGAGUGUGAGAGCUGCUGGAGAGGGUCGUAUCAGGAUGAGGAGGGGCAGAUGGAGUGUAAGUCAUGCCCAGAUGGCUUCUCCACUCCGUACCUCCAUUCACGCAGCCUGGCAGAGUGCAAAGCGCAGUGCCAGCCUGGCAGCUCGUCAUUAACCGGGUUGGAGACCUGUGAGUCCUGUCCUUUAGGGGAAUACCAGCCAGAUUUCGGCUCUCGGGCCUGUCUGCCCUGCCCUCCCACCACGACCACUGUCAAUAGAGGGGCUCUAGAUGUCAAAGAGUGCGGUGUACCAUGUUCCGCAGGUCAUUUCUCCCGGACAGGUCUUGUUCCGUGUUACCCAUGUCCCAGAGAUUAUUACCAGCCUGAGGAGGGCCGUUCCUACUGCCUUUCUUGCCCCUUUUAUGGUACCACCACAAUAACAGGGGCCAAGGCUAUCCAGCAGUGCUCCAGCUUUGGCUCUAGUUUCCUGCCUAAAGAGGAAAGUGCAACUGCAGCGCCAGAAGUUGUUGUGAGAAAGGGUUAUCAAGCCAGUAGCCAGAUGUUCCAUGAAUGUCUCCUGAAUCCGUGUCAAAACCAAGGCACUUGUGAGGAAGUCGGCGUUGGAUAUGUAUGCACCUGUCUUCCAGGAUUCACAGGAGCCAAGUGUGAGAGCGACAUUGAUGAAUGUGAUUCUACUCCUUGUCAAAAUGGUGGCUUGUGCAGAGAUGGCAUGGGAGAUUUCCAGUGUCAGUGUCAGCCUGGGUUUGUAGGCUUGAUGUGUGAGGCAGAGGUGAAUGAGUGCAGCUCUUCUCCAUGUUUGAAUGAAGGACUCUGUGUGGAUGAAGUGAAUCACUUUAUAUGUAGCUGUCCAGAUGGAUUCACAGGUCCACGUUGUGAGUUGGAAAUAAAUGAGUGUGCUUCCAGCCCAUGUCAAAACGGAGGUGUCUGUAAAGAUUUGGAGGGUGGGUAUUUCUGUACAUGUCCUCAGGGCUUCACUGGCGACAAUUGUGAGGUUGAUGUUGAUGAGUGCUACAGCGCCCCCUGUCUGAAUAGAGGAACAUGUGUGGAUGCUAUCAAUGAUUUCAGGUGUGAAUGUGUGAAUGGAUACAGAGGCAGACUAUGCCAGGUGGACGUAGACGACUGUGAUCCAAAUUUGUGUUUGAAUGGCGCGACCUGCGUGGAUGGAGUGGCCACUUUCACCUGCCGAUGCCCUCCUGGGUUCAACGGAACCAGGUGUGAGACAGAAAUGCCCUACUCUUUUGAUCUGGAGUUUGAAGUUUCUGGUAUCCAUGGUUAUGUGAUGAUGGAUGGUCACAUGCCAUCACUUACACAGAUCACAUGUACAUUUUGGAUGAGGUCAUCAGACACUGUUAAUUAUGGAACUCCCAUCUCUUACGCUGUAGAGGGAAGUGACAAUGCCUUCCUCCUCAUUGACUAUAAUGGGUGGGUCUUGUACAUUAAUGGCAAGGAGCGGAUCACUGACUGCCCAGCAGUAAAUGAUGGCCUCUGGCACCAUAUUGGUGUAUCAUGGCGCAGCAAGGAUGGUGAUUGGAGAGUUUAUAUCGAUGGGAGCCCUUCAGAUGGAGGGAAAGGACUAUCCGUUUGCACUACCAUACCAGGAGGUGGUGCUCUGGUACUUGGACAGGAUCAGGACCAGAGGGGAGAUGGCUUCAACCCAGUGGAGUCCUUUGUGGGCACUCUUAGCCAGCUUAAUAUAUGGAACUAUGUUUUAACACCACAGCAGAUCAAGUCUCUGGCCACUAGCUGUCCACGUGAUCUGCAGAAAGGGAACGUGUUUGCAUGGCCUGACUUCUUAGGAGGAGUCACGGGCCGAGUAAAGACCAACAGCAAGAGCGUUUUCUGUGCUGACUGCCCCCUGGUGGAUGCUUCUGUUCCUCAACUGCGCUCAUCCACUAAAGCUGUGAGUCCGGGCUCUAAGGUGCAGUUCUCCUGCAGUCCCGGGUUCUAUCUGGUGGGGGAGCCGGUGCAGCAGUGCCUAAACAGAGGCCAGUGGAGCCACGCAGAACCAAUAUGUGAACGUGUGGAAUGUGGUCCUCCGCCUGACCUGGAGCAUGGGCAAUAUCAUGGAGAGGAUUUCUAUGCUGGGAGCACAGUGCUUUAUCAAUGUAAACCAGGGUUCUACUUGCUAGGGGAGAGUAAGAUGUUGUGUACCAACAAUGGUAAAUGGAUUGGCAACCCACCUGCAUGUCUGGAUGUGGAUGAAUGUUCUCUGGGCUCUGAAUGUGAUGAGCAUGCUAGUUGUCAAAACACCGAUGGCUCUCAUAUAUGCACCUGCAUACCUCCUUACAGUGGAGAUGGAAGAAACUGUACAGAGCCGGUAAAAUGUAAAGAUCCAGGUUUUCCUGAGUUUGGGCACCGUGAGGGCAGUAAUUUCAUCAUGGGCAGUGAGGUGUUCUUUUCCUGUAAGGAAGGCUUUGAAUUGAUCGGCUCAUCCCAUCUAUCCUGCACAGAAGACGGAAUUUGGAAAGGAGAUGUCCCAUACUGCAAAGCCCUUUCCUGUGCUCAUCCCACUCUCCCUGAAUAUGGAAUCAUGAAAGGGUCAAACUUCACAUACAGAAGCAAGGUGACUUUCAGUUGUGAGAAGGGCUAUGUCCCUCAGGAGCCAAUAGAAAGCCAGUGUCAAUCUGAUUUGAAGUGGAGCAGAGAGCCCCAUGUUUGUCAGCCUGUUACCUGUGGUGAGCCUCCAGUGGUGGAUUAUGCUGAGUAUACCCUCAACGGGAAAGUGUACCUCUCCACACUAACCUACACCUGCAUAGAAGGAUACAGAUUGCAGGGUGCCAUGGAACUGAAGUGUGAGUCAUCAGGAGAGUGGGCAUCUCCUCCCCCCAUGUGUGCCAGAGUGGACUGUGGCAAACCUCCUCCUUUGAAGGAUGCUGUGAUUAAGGGCGACAACUUUACACUGGGUAGCAGGAUCAUCUAUGUUUGCAAAGAGGGUUACACCCUCCUUGGUGUAGAAACUCAAGAAUGCCUCCCAAGUGGCAACUGGACUCGUAAUUCUGCCCAGUGUGUGCCUCGGUCUUGUGGACCACCACCCCAAGUUGACCAUGCCUUACCUGACACUGGACACCAGCUUUUUGGAGACACUGCUAUCUACUUCUGCGAUGAUGGCUACACUGCUGGUAACAAUACAAAACUGUUCUGCAAUGCCCAAGGUGUUUGGGCACCCCCAGAUGGAUUUGGCAUUCCUCACUGCAUUGCCAACUUCUGUCUGCGUCCUCCGGAUUUACCUCAUGCCAUUCUGGACUCCAUCAACAAACCAAAGUAUGCAAGCAACACAGAGGUCAGCUACAAGUGUGAGGAGGGCUUUGUUCUCAACACAACAGGAACCCUGAAAUGCAUGAUAGGGGGAGAGUGGACACCCUCGCCUUUGGACAUUGGCUGUAUGCCUGUCAGAUGCUCAAAGCCAGACAGUAUUGAGAAGGGUUAUGUAAGUGGGAACAAUUAUAGUUUUGGAGCGGUGAUUGCAUACAGCUGUGAUAAAGGGUAUUUCAUUCGAGGAGAGAAGAGGAGAAUUUGUAAAGCCAACGGUGAGUGGGGAAGUGUCUUGCCCACAUGCCAACCUAUUUCCUGCCCCAGCCCAACUCGCUUGGCAAAUGGUUUUAUCCAGGGCCAAAUAAGAACAAACGGCUACGUAUACAGCAGUAGAGUAACCUAUGCUUGCAAUGAUGGUUAUCGCCUAACUGGAAAGCCUGACCGUAUAUGCAUGGCCAAUAAGCAGUGGUCAAAUAACAAUCCUCCUGUUUGUGUUCUCCUCACCUGCCCUACCCCACCUGAUAUCAAAAAUGGCCGUUAUCACGGCUCCACCUUUGAAGUCGGCAGCAAGGUGGAAUUUACCUGCAACGAAGGAUAUGAACUCAUUGGAGAUUCUGUAUGGACUUGUUUAAAGUUUGGAAAUUGGGACAAGAGCGUAACCCCACGUUGUUCCCCAGUACAGUGCCCCGAACCACCUUUAGAGGAGAAUCACCUUGUACUGCGUGGAUUAGAUUCUGACUCAGGCAUUGUGGAGCUUUCUUGUGAGGAAGGGUAUGUUCUCCAUGGUGCACGAACUCUUCGUUGUACCCCGUCCCAGGAGUGGAAUGACUCUUUUCCAGUCUGCAAACAAAUCUUUUGCGGACCUCCCCCUGAGGUUGCCUUUGGUGACCCAUCUGACGCACUGUCCUACUUUGGUAGUGUGGUGACCUACUCAUGCAUGGAUGGCUUUACACUCCGGAAGGAAGCUUCUGUCCGCUGCCAAGCAGAUGGGAACUGGAGUAAACCUUAUCCCGAAUGCAUUCCUGUUGAAUGCCCGCAUCCUGAGGACAUACCAAAUGGAAUUGUGGAUGUUCAAGGACUAAUGUAUCUUAGUACUGCUGUCUAUAGCUGUAAAGCAGGGUAUGAUUUAGCAGGUAACAGCACUGUGCUUUGUGGUCAAAGUGGACAGUGGAUAGGAGGUGUACCUGUAUGUCACCCUGUUAAGUGUGCUGCACCCAUGGAGAUUCCCAAUGGCUCUGUUAGAUACUUCAAGCUUCAGUUUAGCCAAUCAGUUACAUAUUCCUGCCACAGGGGGUACCGCUUACAGGGCCCAGAAAUGCUUACCUGCCUGGAGAAUGGACAGUGGCACCAGGUGGCUCCUACUUGUGAGCAGAUCUACUGUUCUCCUCCAAAACCAAUUGCGAAUGGCUUUGUAGAAGGACGGGACCGCAAGUUUGGGGUUACUAUCUUCUAUAGCUGCUUUCCAGGUUUCCUACUAGUUGGUAAUAAUCAUCUCACUUGUGAAGAACAUGGCUGGUCAAGCUCUGAGCCCAAAUGUAUGCCUGCUGACUGCGGCCUGCCUCCACAUAUUGAUUUUGGUGACUACUCGAAGGUCAAAGAACCACCAGGAGAAGACAACGCACGUACAAGCCAGCAUUUACCUAUAGACAACAGCUUUUUACAUGGUUCCCUGGUUCAAUAUCAUUGUCAUUCUGGAUAUGAAAUAAAAGGUGACAUUGUGUUGAUGUGCCAAGAAGGUGGCACGUGGAAUGGGACUGCCCCUGUGUGUGCUCCGGCACAGUGUGAGACUCCACCCAGCCCUGAAUAUGGAUCAGUUAUGGUAACAGAUAGCGCACUUGGCAGCCUUGCGGAGUACAGUUGCGAGGAUGGUUACGAACUCAAUGGACAGACCAUUCGACAGUGCAUUUCUGGGAAGCAGUGGAGCGAUGACGCUCCUCGCUGUUUGCCCAUCUCUUGUGGUAAUCCUGGAGGCAUUGCGAAUGGUGAGGUGAUUGGAAAAUCCUUUCACUUCAAGGCACUUAUUCACUAUGACUGCCAUAAAGGGUUUGUCCUUGAGGGUGUUGAAACUAGAACUUGCCAGGUUGAUGGGAAAUGGGACAGCAAAGCUCCAUCUUGUAGAGCAAUCUCCUGUGGGCGCCCUGUUGUAUCAAAGGAUGUUUUAGUAAGAGGAGACGACUAUACAUUUGAAAAGAGGUUGUUGUUCAGCUGCAAUCUCGGCUUCAUCCUACAGGGAGCACCGACCAGUGUUUGUUUAGCCAAUGGCAGUUGGAGUGAGGCUCCUCCAAAGUGCCUCCCAGCCAACUGUGGUCAACCACCGGUAAUUGAAAAUGGCCGAGUAACAGGCACGGAUUAUGGUUACAACGGCAUGGUUAGGUAUGCUUGUGGCAUUGGAUACGUCUUGACAGGAAAUCCAACACUAAUAUGCAGAGCUGAUGGACUAUGGGAUGACCCUCCUCCGCGGUGUGACAUAGUCACUUGUGACCCACCUGAGGACAUUAGCCAUGGUUACCUGAAUGGAUCAAGCUUUAAUUUUGAUGAUGUUGUGGAGUAUAUCUGCUUCCCAGGCUAUGAGAUCGUUGGCAGUCCAGUUUUGCGAUGUGCUGCCGAGGGUGUCUGGCUAGGGCAAGUUCCAGAAUGCCGAUCUUGUGUUUGCAGUCCCCCAAUUCUUAAGUACGGUGCUAUUCUCGGCCGAGAUCACACCUGUGGUGCAAGCAUCUGGUUCCGAUGUGAUGAAGGCUACAAAAUUCUUGGCCCCACAGAGGCCAUAUGCGACAAGGGUGGAGUGUGGAGUCCAGGAGUACCCAUCUGCACCCGAGGGAGAUGUUCCAGCCCUCCUCCAGCUGUGCCUAAUGCUGUCGUACAAGGCAGUGCUGCCUACUCCAUUGACACUGUCACUUACCGGUGUAGGCCAGGGUAUCAUUUGAAAGGUUUUCCCCAUCUGUCCUGUGGAAGGUUGGGUAGAUGGGGAGAGCCAAACCUGAACUGUGAACCUGUUUCUUGUGGAGUGCCUCCUCUUGUCCCAAAUGCAGAGACUGCUGGAGUGGUGUUGACCUAUGGCAGUAAAGCUCAGUAUAGGUGUAAAGAAGGCUUUGAGUUGGCAACAAAGACAGACUCAAUAUCCUGUCAAAGUGAUGGCACCUGGUCCAAGCACAGCGUCAGAUGUCGACCUUCACCCUGCAGCCUGCCUGCUAACCUCACCCAUGUAGUCAUCACAGGCAAGCAGCUCACACCUGUAGGGGGAACAGUCAUUAUCUCCUGUAGACCAGGGUACUAUCUUGAGGGACCUGGAUUAUCUGAGUGUUCAGUCUCUGGCAAAUGGUCUCCACCUUUCUCCUCCAAGUCUUGUGUGCCUGUUAUUUGUGAGAAGCCUCUCCCCAUUAUCAAUGGCUUGGUUGAGGGCAAGAGCUACAAUUAUGGAGAUAUUAUUAGCUAUAGUUGUCUACCAGGUUUUGAACUACAGGGUGAUUCUGUUCAGACAUGUCAAGGUGAUAAAACCUGGAGUGGAACUCAGCCAGUGUGUGCUGCUGUGUCAUGUGGUCCUCCACCAGUGGUUCCCCAUGCAGUUACUGUGUCCAGUGGUCAGACAUACCAAAGUAUUGUGAGUUAUACGUGUCAUCCAGGGCUGAGUUUGAUUGGUUCACAGAACCUCACUUGUCAAGCAGACGGAAAAUGGAGCUUAUCUACACCAUCAUGUGAAUUUCCAGAUGGCUGUGAGAGGAUAACAGACUUAUUGAAUGGAAAGGUGCAGGAGCACAAUCUGUCCAGCGGACGUGCUCUUGAGUUCCACUGUGACAAAGGCUACACACUGCAGGGAGAGUCUAUCAUCAUGUGUGUGGGAAACGGCUCCUGGAGUUCACCUUUCCCUGUCUGUAUACCCAAAUCAUGCCCCCCUCCUCCUGGCUGGACUGGAGGCAGUUUCAACGCUACUCAGACGGUUUUCCUGGUAGGCCAGUCAGUGUCAGUCAGUUGUCCUAAAGGUCAGCGGGUCAAAGGUAACCAGGGAAAAGUUAUCGCCACCUUAACUUGCAGGAGUGAUCAGACCUGGACCCCCAUCAGUGCAGUGUGUGAGAGGGUGUCCUGCGGCCCACCACUGUACGUGGCAAAUGGGGUAGUCCGUGGGGCAGUGUUCCAGUUUGGAGAUGUGGUGUACUCAUGUUACGCAGGCUACACCAUGGAGGGUUCUAGCAGGAGUGUGUGCUUGGAGAAUGGCACUUGGACCCCACCCCCUACCUGCAAAGCUGUCUGUUGGCUCCAAUGUCAGAACGGAGGUGUGUGCCAAAGACCAAACACUUGCUCCUGUCCAGAGGGAUGGAUGGGCCGAUUUUGCGAGGAGCCGAUCUGCAUCCUACCAUGUCUCAAUGGAGGACGCUGUGUAGCUCCAUACCAGUGUGAAUGUCCAACAGGAUGGACAGGCACACGCUGCCAUAAUGCGGUGUGUUCCAUGCCCUGUUUGAAUGGAGGCCGGUGUAUCCGACCUAACAGGUGUCACUGCAGUCAAGGAUGGGGAGGAUAUGACUGCUCUAGAAAAAGAAGAUCUGGAUACUUUCAUUUUUAAUGUGCCACGCUACAAGAGUUGAAGUCUGAAUGUGUUGGAACAAGAUGGCAUAAUGUCAGAGAUUUGUAUACAACACAUUUUCUCUUUCCCUUAGAAAGUCCUAAGUGGUUUUGUAAAUUAAAGCUGUAUUUUUUCAUGUAGAAAUGAAACAGUAUUAAAUAUAUGCUGCUGCUAUAUACAUGAACUUGUACGAUGUGUAAAAAUGUUGAUGUGAUUGUCCAAUGUACAUGUAUAUAAACUGUUCUUUU
Messenger RNA from Sinocyclocheilus rhinocerous, 11379 nucleotides. RefSeq names its product sushi, von Willebrand factor type A, EGF and pentraxin domain containing 1 (gene svep1). NCBI's taxonomy places the organism in Eukaryota, Metazoa, Chordata, Actinopteri, Cypriniformes, Cyprinidae. The record is from RefSeq and is a predicted model, not a curated record. Bases 284 to 11131 code for a protein of 3615 amino acids. The transcript has 49 exons. Gene Ontology annotation, molecular function: calcium ion binding.